This is a messenger RNA of Acanthaster planci (crown-of-thorns starfish), 3844 nucleotides long. RefSeq lists its product as uncharacterized. Gene Ontology annotation, molecular function: protein binding. Gene Ontology annotation, biological process: signal transduction. The record is from RefSeq and is a predicted model, not a curated record. Lineage: Eukaryota; Metazoa; Echinodermata; Asteroidea; Valvatida; Acanthasteridae.
GUACAUGUACAUGUACUGUACACACAAGUAUUCUCAAGAUUGUCAUACACAUUGCGUUGUGUGGCCGGAUACGGCUCGUCUUUCCAAGAGCUGGCACACUCACUGAUUGUAAGUAGGAUCAUGAAUUAUUUUGCCCUCUGAACCUGACGUGUGACUUAGCACGUCCCUGACAUCAGUGCUCGAACAACGUGUUACUAAUCCCACGCUGUUUGCGUGGAUUGCCACAUUCCUUCAUGUGUUCACGAUCGUGGAUAGUAGAGGACAGCUCAUUACAAAACACGCGUGAUUUCACCUGUGGUUUCACCAUAACUCCAUGGCUUCACCAACGGGGUGAGUGAACUGGACACUUCGAAAUUAUGGUCUAAACAGCGGGCACAGGCUGGCCAGUGCCCGGUAGUGUUCCCUCUCCGAGACGGUACCGAACACCGGUGUGACCCUCCGUUCGCCGCCAUGUUCUCACCGGCGACUCCGAAAUCGGCACUGACGCUGGGCGAGACGCCCUACCGGACAUUGCCCAAUUUCUACCGUACCACGAUCCAGCUGUCCACGCUGCUAGACGUCGAGCAGCCGUUGGGCAACAACGACUACCGCACGGUCUUAGAACAGCUCGGCUUUCAGCCAGAGGAGGUCAGGUUUUGGGGCUGCAAGUGCAAACGGCCGACCUUGGAGGCAUUGGUAGGGUGGGAGGGCACCGUCCGGGAACUGGCCGAUGCCUUACGGGAAUGCGAGCGAUACGAUGCCCUGUCUGUCCUUGUACAAUCGCUGGUGCAGGUUCUCCAGGAGGCGCACAGAGUACAACGGGCAGAUCAAACAGGGGCCAACAUCUUGAGCCGGGACGUCUUUUCUUCGACCUCGUCCCCAGAACUACAGCCAUCCUCACUUAGAUGGGAGGACGCCGACACCUGUCUAAAGCCAAUCGUCCCUGAAUAUAAACAGAGCAGCGAUGUUGUGGAUGAUGCAACCUCGCUUGCAUCAUCAUCUUCGUUAUCGUUACUACCACCGUCAUCCCUGAUACAGACACUUUCAUCAGACUCCUCUGUUUUCGGUCGUGUCACGACCGAGCUGCCGUCCCUAGAAUCCCUCGAUACAACAAGCGGAUUAUCCUCGCCAGGUGUUUGCACAGUCGAGUCGCCGUCCACGUUACCGCGGAUACCCGAUGUGGAGGCGCUGCUGACCGCGCAGUUUGAGUUUCCCACCCAACUUGCGGUCACGUGUCUCUCAUCUUCCAAAGGCCGUAAGACCACCGAGUUUGUAUGCAACCUCGUAGCCUCCGGCGUCAGCCGUUGGCGUUGCAUCUCCAAUUCCGGGGACCUCACGUGGAUCUCCAACACCACCGUCUACAUCAACAACUUCGCGCGGCUGCUGCUCUUGCUUGUGGCCUUCUUGAACGCGGUCACGUGCGUCUUUGGCACCGCCCACACGCCGGCCUACGUCCUGGAGCUUAUCAUAGCCGCUGUUCCGGUCGCCCAGUCGCUCUACGUCGACCAGAACCUGCCGACCUACCGCGACCUGAUACGAAAGAUCAAGGAGGUGGAAGCUGGAAUGGCGCUCAUCGCCAGAACUCUCGAGCGACGCCCCGGGGAAUGCCUCACGAGUGAAGGUAACAAGUUGGCAGAGCUCGACGCACGGAGGAAAAAACUGGAGCACCUGAAAAGGCUGGUUUGGCCCGUGUACAGCGAUAUCAGACUCUGCAUUAUCAGCACCUUACUGGUGGAGUUUUUGCUGGUGUUUCUCGUCCUCUUUGUGGGGCUGAUAUGCUUUUCCAGUGAGGAGAUACUGGCAAAGCUGGGAGACGGUUUCACCAUGAUGGCGCUGGCGCUGAUGUGCAUCGAUUGCGCCUACAACUUCGCGAUUGUGGCUGUGUACUACCACGACAGGACGAUUGAGACCGUACUGCGGAAAGACCGGUUUCGCGUGAACGCAGCGCUGUUGCGUAACGAAUCGGAUUCCGUAUAGUGUGGCCGGAAUUAGGGCUUACACCGACAUAAAGUCUCUUCGAUUAUUAUGUGCAAUAACACUCAUUGAUUUCAUCAAGUUUCCCACAGGUUCAUUGGCCUUUUACCAUGCAGCCAACCUCCACUAGGACCGCACGCGCUGGCCGUUUAGCCGUUACAAUGGUCAGGGGGCGAGUUGGCAAGGGGCGAGUCGGUCAGGGGGCGAGUUGACCUACAAUCGUUACAACAGUCUUGCGAAAGAACGUGCAUGGAAAUGUGGGUGAUCCUUACUGAUGCGUUUACAUUGUAUAUUAUGAACAUGCAUCAUUCACUCAUUUUCAAACGGCGUUAGUGUCGUCAUAACGUCAACGGCUGGACUGUCUAAUCAUAAAAAAAGAGACAGUGUUCUGACCUUACUUGCCCGAUGUACACCCCCCCCGCAGAUUCGCAAGCCUAAAGUCGAAAUGGUGACUCGUAUCGUGCCCAGGCUGGCACCCGUUUACAGUGGAAAUUCCUGGAAAUGUUUCUUGGGAAGCAGGCUACUACCCGGAUUAGAUUUAUUAAAUAGGUAUCUACCUGUCCGCCACGCGUUGGAUUUUUUUGCAUGAGAGGCAUGCGCAAUCGACAUUUAACAGUAAAUUUGGAGGGUGUAGGAGCAACGGCGCUCCCAGAAUCCGUCGGGGGAGGUGCAUUAUUUGAGCAGGCCCAAUGUAUUUCAAAUAGGGAAGGGACAUAGAGUUGUUCAUGACUGUAUCCAACUUUAUGGGGACGACACAGACUUGACUUGUGACCCAGUUCCAUUUCAGGCUGUUCCAAGUCUUGUCGUACCCCGAAUUGAUGUACUUCAAAUUAAUUCAUUAGUACUCCAAUUAUUUUACUGCAGGUCAGUAAGAUGAUUUUUUAUUUUUGUGACUGUAUAGUGUCUGUGUGUGUGAGUCAGAUCAUUUUAAUUCAUUCGGGUGCAUGGUAUUUUUGUAAAAUUUCAAACUGGCUUUCGAACUGGAGUCUUCCGAGCGCAGAGCUGUGAUAUCCGUUGUGACGGAUACCUACUGUGGCGAGUCAUGGCAGAAAGCCUAGUAAAAAUAAAAAAACACCGUUUUGUUGGAGUCCAGAUUUUUAUAACGCCAAAAACGAGGGAUAGCGCUUCCCAGAGCUGUACAUGUAUAUAGAGAGUGUAGAUCCGACUUCAGACUUUGGAACUAAAAUGGCUGUUCAUGCAUUACGUGUUAAGUACAGCAUGCAGCUAUUGUGUGAUUUGUCCAUGCGCACUGAAGCAUAAUCCACCAUGUUGGUUCCAACAAUACAGACACUCGUGUCGCAGCUCUUUCCAUGGUGUUUCCUAUUUCCCUCUCUUAAAUCAUUCCCAUCUUCUUUAGUAGGCGCCUCACAUCUGGCCUUCUCGUAAAAAAGGGAAACCAGUGUUCCUUGAUUUUUGUCAGACAUGGAACUUGUCUUAAUACUGACUAAACUCAACUACAAUGUAUUUUGAUCUUGUUGAAUUCUGGAGGCUGUAGAAUUCCUGGUGAAUUGCGUUUUUAGUCCAAAAAUAACAACACGGGGAUAUUGCAGUUGAGGCCUAGUUUGUGGUCACUGCUGCUUCGUGCAAUUGGACAAUGUGGCAAUAAACUGCUGAAUAACUGAGAUAAUUUUUUUUAUGGGGAACGGUAACAUUCGAUUUGGAGAUAACGCUAUCGCGUUUGAGGAAGGAAAUUUCACCGUUAGGCACAGCCUGUUUCCGUGGACUGUGUACGUUGUACACCACAAGCCUAUAUUUGGAAUAUGAGAAAAUUGCCUCUAUUUAGUGCGAGGCCAGGUGGGUGAAAUAUGUAUUUUUUAAUAAGAGAACAGCCCUUUUUGUUAUGGAUUUACGAUUAGUCUCCAAUUAUAAAGGUUUUGUCGGUUCAGAAGUG